Oryza brachyantha (malo sina) is the source of this 1985-nucleotide messenger RNA. RefSeq names its product arginine decarboxylase 2. The record is from RefSeq and is a predicted model, not a curated record. Gene Ontology annotation, molecular function: arginine decarboxylase activity. Lineage: Eukaryota; Viridiplantae; Streptophyta; Magnoliopsida; Poales; Poaceae. The transcript has a single exon. Gene Ontology annotation, biological process: spermidine biosynthetic process; L-arginine catabolic process. Bases 14 to 1876 code for a protein of 620 amino acids.
AGAAGGGAACAAGAUGGCGAAGAACUACGGGCAAAUGUACAACAUCCUCGGGUGGGGCGAUCCCUUCUUCGUCGUCAACUCUCAUGGCCACCUCAGCGUGAAGCCCCAUGGCCGCGACACCAUCUCAGGCCAGGAGAUCGACGUCCACUCCGUCAUCGACGCCGCCUUGUCCACCAUGGCCAACGAAGACGGCGACAAGAAAGCCCAGUUCCCGAUGAUCCUCCGCUUCCCCGACGUGCUCAAGAACCGCCUCGACUCCCUCCACGCCGCCUUCAACGGCGCCAUCGAGAGCACCGGGUACACGUCCAGGUACCAGGGCGUGUUCCCCAUCAAGGUCAACCAGAACAAGGCCGUCGUCCAGGACAUCGUCAACUUCGGCCAUGGCUACAGCUACGGCCUCGAGGCUGGCUCCAAGCCGGAGCUGCUCAUCGCCAUGAGCUGCCUGACCAAGGCCAAGCCGGGAGCUUACCUGGUGUGCAAUGGCUACAAGGACGCCGACUACGUCGCGCUCGCGCUCUCGGCGCGCGCCAUGGGCCUUAACGCCAUCAUCGUGCUGGAGAUGGAGGAGGAGCUUGACAUCGUCAUUGAGCAGAGCGCCAAGCUCGGUGUCGAGCCCGUCAUCGGCUUUCGUGCAAAGCUUCUCACCAAGAUACCGGGGCACUUCGGGUCCACGGCCGGCAAGCAUGGCAAGUUCGGGAUGCUCGCCGGGAAGAUCUACGAGGUUGCCGAGAAGCUGAAGAAGAAUGGCAAGCUGCACUGGCUCAAGCUGCUGCACUUCCAUGUCGGCUCCAUGAUCCCGACGACGGACAUCGUGUACAAGGCGGCGACCGAGGCCGCGGGCAUCUACUGCGACCUGGUGAAGAAGCACGGCGCGACGGGGAUGACCACGCUGGACUGCGGCGGCGGGCUUGGCGUCGACUACGACGGGACACGGUCGGGCAGCUCCGACAUGUCGGUGGCGUACGGACUCGAGCAGUACGCUUCCAGCGUCGUGCAGGCCGUGCGGCUCACGUGCGACGACCAUGGCGUCCCGCACCCGGUGCUGUGCACCGAGAGCGGCCGCGCCAUGGCGUCGCACCACUCCAUGAUCAUCCUCGAGGCGCUCUCGGCGAUCCCGGAGCCGCAGGACGAGGACACCCAUGACCAGCUUCUGGGCAAGAUCCAGGAUCUCUCCUCCAAGCAGCCGAGAAGCUCUGCAACUUAUAACGGCGGCGGCGCCAUCGCCGUGGAUGCCAUGCACUCGCACGCGACCGACCUGAAGAAGCACGGCAUCGAGCUGUACAAGCUGGCGAAGAAGCUGUCGAAGAGGGUCACCGGCGACGCCAGCACCAUUUACAACUACCACAUGAACCUGUCCGUCUUCUCCCUCGUCCCCGACAUGUGGGGCAUCGGCCAGCUCUUCCCGAUGAUGCCGGUGAGCCGGCUGAACGAGAGGCCGGCGCUGCACGGCACGCUCGUCGACAUCACCUGCGACAGCGACGGCAAGAUCGACAGGUUCAUCGGGGACGCCGUGACUCUGCCGCUGCACCGGCUCGACCCGGCCAAGGGCGGCUACUACGUGGCGGCGCUCCUGACGGGGGCGUACCAGGAGGCGCUGGCGUGCAAGCACAACCUGUUCAGUGGCCCCACGCUGGUGCGCGUCGAGAGCGCCGGCGGCGGCGGCGGAGCCUUCAAGAUCGCCUCCGUCGAGCUCGGGCCGACGACGGAGGAGGUGAUCGGCACCAUGAGGUACGACGUGAAGAAUGACAUUAGCGACGUGAUCGAGAAGGCUGCGGCGAACAAUGGUGCGUGGCCGGAGAUGGGGCCGCUCAUCGAACAAGUGCUUUCCACCAUGCCAUACCUCAGGGAUUACAAGACCCCCAAAACCACUCUUUAAGCUUCGUUGUUUACCAUCAAUGGCGCCAUGCAUGUGCUUGCUGACCAGCAAUCUCGAUAUAUAAAUAAGGAAGCAAUUUUGUAAGCAUAGGGGCGUAGGUACACCCGUU